UCUUAGUGCGCAUGCCCGUGCAUUUUGUUGUGAUUCUUAAAAAAUCGUUGUUAGUCUCAAAUUUUCUCUUGAGCGUGUAGCAACAAAGGAAAGGUGUGAUUAAACAAGCAAAAUGGUGUCUGGUGGUAUGACAUGUGUGAAAUACUUAAUUUUCCUGUUUAAUUUGCUGUUUGUGAUAUCUGGUAUAACUCUUUUGGUUGUCGGAGGCACAGUUUUGCUAUUCUACGCGCAUUAUUCGAACUUUGUGUACCCCAGCUACCAAUCGGCACCAAUUGUUCUAAUCAUUGUGGGGAUUAUAAUUUUCGUGAUUGCGUUCUUUGGAUGCUGCGGAGCCGUCAAGGAAAACCACUGCAUGAUAAUUACCUUUUCGAUAUUUUUGCUUGUUAUUGUAACCCUGGAGUUGGCAGCUGGCAUUGUGGGGUACAUUCGUAGGAACGAUGUGGAAGUUAUGCUGGAAAAUAAGUUGAAUUCCACAAUGUAUCAAUACAACACGGAUAUGAAGAUAAGGAAUUCCUGGGAUAUUGCUCAGCAUGAGGCCGUUUGCUGCGGCAUGACGGGGCCGGAAGAUUGGGUGAAAAUCAACAAUGGCAAUAAAACUUUACCGCACACCUGUUGCCCAGACACCCCAGACGACGGUUCCUGCAAACUCGGUUCUCCUAAUGUUAUUCAGGAUUCCUGCAUGGUAAAGUUAAAGGAGAUGAUGCAGCAGUACGGGGCAUACAUUGGCGCAGUCGGCAUUGGAAUCGCACUCUCACAGUUUAUAGGCGUAAUUUUCGCUUGCUGCUUGGCGAGAUCCAUUCGCCGCGAAUACGAAACUGUCUAGGCAGAAUUUUGCGAGCAGUUACUCAAAUUUUAAUCAUCUGUCCACUUAUUUUUAAGUUUUUUACAAUUAUAUUUAUUUUAGACUACUUUGACCAAUACUUUAUUGUUAAGUUUUACUUUUUGCACACAAGUCUGAUCGACGCAUUCUCACUUUUGACUGAGUUG
Molecule: messenger RNA, 987 nt
Organism: Brassicogethes aeneus
Lineage: Eukaryota; Metazoa; Arthropoda; Insecta; Coleoptera; Nitidulidae
Source: the annotation of a GenBank genome assembly